This is a messenger RNA of Spodoptera littoralis (African cotton leafworm), 534 nucleotides long. Lineage: Eukaryota; Metazoa; Arthropoda; Insecta; Lepidoptera; Noctuidae. The record is from the annotation of a GenBank genome assembly.
AUGGAGCGCGAAUCGAAUCCGAUGGAAACGUUGUGCCGCUCAGGGUGUGGAUUUUAUGGAAAUCCCUCAACAGACGGACUCUGCUCAGUAUGCUUUAAGGAAGCUUUAAAGAAGAAGCAGCAGCCACCAGCGUCGUCCCCGUCGCCCGUGUCAGCGCCCUUCGUAGCGGCGCCGUCGACGCCGCUGGCAGCCGCCGCUCCCACCGUGCCCAGUCUGCCCGCCCAGCCACAGACGCAUACAGACAAAUUGGAAGAGGAGAGUGGAGCAGGCACAAGCGGGGCGAGCACUGGCACCUCGGACACCGAUGCCGACGACAAGGAUCCUAGCAAGGACAAAAAGAAAAAGAAUAGAUGCGCCGUUUGCCGCAAGAAGGUUGGCCUCACAGGGUUCGAGUGCCGCUGCGGAGGGCUGUUCUGCGCCGUGCACCGGUACAGCGACAAGCACGAGUGCUCGUUCGACUACCGAGAGCUGGGUGCGCAAGAGAUCCGCCGCAACAACCCCGUGGUGGUGUCGCAGAAGAUACACAAGAUAUGA